This is a messenger RNA of Hirsutella rhossiliensis, 1701 nucleotides long. RefSeq lists its product as uncharacterized. NCBI's taxonomy places the organism in Eukaryota, Fungi, Ascomycota, Sordariomycetes, Hypocreales, Ophiocordycipitaceae. The transcript is spliced from 4 exons. The coding region runs from base 1 to 1701 and encodes 566 amino acids. The record is from RefSeq and is a predicted model, not a curated record.
AUGCAAGCUUUCUGCUGCUGCAGCUCUCGACGCAGGGGAAGGCUGGUCAGCGGCCAAGAUAACAAGGCCGCCUCGUCGCUCCCCGUUUCCAGCCCAGCUGGCUUGGCCGAGUCCCGCUUCGACUGGAGCGCCAGGAAGACAAAGCAUCCCGCGGCCCAACCCAACGACGUGCCAGCCAGCGCUCAAGUGUCGCCUUGCGAGGGUCCCGUCGAGCUCUGUCAGUUGGUUGCCGACAAUGACUCUGACAGCCACGACGAUACGAGCCAGUCCGCCAAGCGAUCAACGGGCACUCUCGAGGUCGUGCGAAGCAAGCUGAUUCGACACAUGCCACAGGACAACGAAGUGAGGCGCCAGUCCCGACUGGCUGCCGGUCACAGCGAGGAGGAGCUGGCUCGACGCGCAGAACUGAGGCGCUUCCGCCAGCAACGAAUCCAGGACGAGCUGGACAAGGACAAGAGCAACGAUGAGGGGAGUGAGAGUUCCCAUAGAAGCACCCGCUAUCUCUCUCCACUCAUCCAGCUUGGCCAGUCUGGCAUUGGGCCCCGAGAUACAAUCGAGUUCACCGUCGAUGACACCAUCAUCGCGCCUGACAACCGAGUUUCGGGCCAGCAGCAAGACUCGUACCAGUCCACGCGGUUGGACAGAGUGCUUGGUAUCGACAACGAAUUCGACAUCCGCCGAGGGUCGCAUGCCUGGGAUGAUCAGUCGGCCCUAGGUGUCUGGCUCAUGGCACAAGGCAUGCGAUCAAGAGACUGCUCCUUAAUCCGUCUCGGUGAUGCCGAGUCGGACAGGGCGGAUGAUUGUGAGAGGCUAUCUCCGCCCCUGGACGACUUCAACGGAAUUGAUAGGGUCAUUGAUAUACCAAACGCGCCUCGAGGAACCAGCCCCCCUGAGUCACCGCCCUGGGACGAGGGUCACGGCAACUUCUCGCCGUCGCAGUGCCCUUGUCAAUGUGGAGAUGUCACCAGCUCUAACCUUCAUGUUUCGGCAAGUGAGGAUCUCAGCAUCGACAUGGAUUCUUCAAACCUUCCGCCGGCGGACCAUGGCUCAGGUUCGGCUGUGAAACAGCCCUUGGACAACGUUUCAUCAUACUAUCCUUCCGCUUUGCCGAGCUUCCAACCAAGCCCAGAUGGCUCCACAAACAACAACUUCAGUCUCAGCCCUCAAGACAUUGAGAGUCUUGAGCUGUCACCAAUCCACUGGCAUGGAAAACUCACCACGCUGCAGGAUUUUGGCCAUUCAGAGGGACAAAGCUCGUACGCGACGGCCGAAGAAGAAGAUACUUUGAGUGCCCGGCGUGAGACCACUGCGGCCAUGAGUCACAGGCACACAUCUCAAGUAGGAUCUGAAAGCAAUUCCACCGUUCACUCGGAGACAAAGAGCUUCCAACAGCGAGAAGCCGAGCUUCAAACCAUUGAACAGAGAUUUGGCCAUGUUCUUUCUCGAAAGCAGGUGGAUAUACCGUUGCACAGCCGGUUCCGAGAAGAGUUUACGAGGUCGACAACGCAGGCUCCGGCAAAAACAUCCUUGGCGACGAAACUUCACAACUCCAUCUCCCGCCUGUCCCGGGCUGGCUCUGAAGCUCUGAGCUCCAUGGACAACAGGCGGUCCUCGAUGUCUUUGUCCCCCGAGGUCAAAUCAGAUCGGCAAGAUUUCGCCAAAUACGGCCCUGAGCGUCACCGAUACAGGGUCAUGGAGUGA